Molecule: messenger RNA, 2853 nt
Organism: Sugiyamaella lignohabitans
Lineage: Eukaryota; Fungi; Ascomycota; Dipodascomycetes; Dipodascales; Trichomonascaceae
Gene: KIP1
Product: Kip1p
Exons: 1
Coding region: 1-2853 (950 amino acids)
Biological process (GO): microtubule-based movement
Molecular function (GO): ATP binding; microtubule binding; microtubule motor activity
Source: RefSeq, a predicted model, not a curated record
AUGUCGUCGAUUCCUUCAUGUGAGCGAACGCUGAGUCGAGCAAGUAUGGCAAGUGACCCUGGAGGGUCUAAUGGUGUACCCAGUCCCAGUACCAGCUCUGGCUCCAACAAUAUCAAGGUGAUUGCCCGAUUUCGGCCUGAAAACUCACUGGAGAAAUCAGAUCCGGACGCUAUCAACAUUGUUCAAUUCUUGUCGGACUCAACCUGCAAGAUUGAGACCAAAGAUUUCAAUGGUACAUUUACUUUCGAUAGGGUAUUUAAUAUGGACUCAGCUCAGCAGCAGGUUUUCGACUAUAGCUUAAGACCGACUGUUGAGGAUAUAUUCAAAGGGUACAAUGGAACCGUACUGGCAUACGGCCAAACAGGGUCGGGAAAGUCAUAUACUAUGAUGGGUCCAAGUAUAGACGAUGGUAAUUCCAGAGGUGCCAUUCCAAGAAUAGUGGACCUGAUAUUUGACACUAUUCAAAACUCUUCGUCUGAUAUUGAGUAUAUGGUACGAGUCAGUUAUAUGGAAAUAUACAUGGAGAAGAUAAAAGAUCUGUUAAACCCCACUAAUGACAACUUACCGAUUCAUGAGGACAAAACAAGAGGUGUGUACGUCAAAGGAUUAACGGAAGAAUACGUUAGUUGCGCUAAUGAUGUGUAUCAAGUCAUGAGACAAGGAUCGAGGAUCAGAUCUGUUGCUGCAACCAACAUGAACCAGGAGAGUUCUCGGUCACAUUCAAUCUUCGUUAUAGUUGUUUCGCAGAAGAAUAUUAUCACUGGUUCUCAGAAAACGGGUCAAAUGUUUUUAGUCGACCUUGCAGGUUCUGAGAAGGUAGGCAAAACUGGAGCGUCUGGCCAGACAUUAGAAGAAGCCAAAAAGAUAAAUAAGUCUUUGUCGGCACUGGGCCUGGUCAUAAAUUCUCUGACCGAUAGCAAAUCAUCACAUAUUCCAUACAGGGACUCCAAAUUGACCCGUAUAUUACAAGAAUCUUUGGGAGGUAAUUCUAGAACGUCACUAAUAGUGAACUGUUCGCCAUCUAGCUAUAAUGAUGCAGAGACUUUGUCUACAUUGCGAUUUGGUGUACGUGCUAAGACUAUCAAGAAUAAGGCCAAGAUCAAUGCUGAACUUAGUCCAACAGAGCUCCGACAAUUACUGCGACAAUCCCAGACGACCCUAGAGUCUCGUGUUCGUUAUGAGCAGAAAUUGGAAGCCGAGUUACUUUUGUGGCGGUCGGGAACUUCUCCUUCCAAAUCAGAUUGGACUGACUUGCUACCCUACUCUGUGCCCCAAUCUCCAAGAACUGGAUCUUCCAUGUCUUAUCGUUCAAGCUCAACAGUUACUCCCUUGAGGAGAGGAGUAGCUGCUAGACCUGGUCACAGGUCUACAAUGAGUAACGUUAGCACGCUCAAUGACGUUAGUUAUACAAUACCUAUGUCACCUACUCCCUCUGAAUUUGGAUUUGAAAACGAAAAUGAUAGCAUGAAUUUCCUGAAUAGCGAUACCCUUCAAGACCAAUUAACCGAAAAAGAUGCAAUUAUUGAGCAGCAAGAAGAGCUAAUCAGCAAACUUAAAGAGACCGUUCAACAAGUCGAGGAAUCACGUCAGCUAAUACUAGAAAUUGAUAAUCUUAAGUAUGACAAGAAAGAAUUGGAAAUCAAAAUAUGUGCCUUGGAGGACGAUAAUAAAGACUUAUCGACAAGGUUAGAUGUAGCCAUGAAGGAAGCACUAGAAUUAUCAAUAAAGAAUUCAGAAGUGGAUGAGAAGAGUGCUCCUUCAUCACCGAACUAUGAUACCAAGAGGCGAAAGAAAAUGAGCGAACUGUUGGGAGACAUGUAUACUGAUGAAGUCAGUAUCAGCAACGCUAGUCUCUUGGAACUAUUACAGCUAUCAGAAGAUUUACCAGAAAAAUCCCGCAUUCGCGCUAUAAGGGUUCUCAACAAUCUUUCAAAACAAAUGGACAGUUCAGAUCUGCCAGGGCCAGAGAGCUCAGCUACAUUUCCAGUAUCGCCCUCACCCUCCACAUUAUCUACAUCCUCAACGAGAACAUCUUCUGUCUCAUUCACACCUGCAACAUACAUUAUUGAUCUCUUGAAGCAAGAGAAUGAGCGAUUUAGUAGCAUUUUAUCGACUCACUCAGAGACAAAUGCCGAUAGCCUUUAUCAGGCCAAAUUACAGUCACAGUUGGAGACUAUUGAGCAACUGAUGAGUAAGGUAGACGUGCUGAACAGAGAGAAGGCGGCCCUACAGUCUUCUGUAGAGGAAUUAAAUGACACAAUACAGCUUCAGAAAACGAGUUCGGAGAAGACAGCUGCUUUACAAGCUCAUAUUGCACAGUUUGAAACGAUGAAGGCAUCGCUAAUGACAGAUCUACAAGACCGUUGUGAAAGAAUUGUUGAACUUGAGAUAUCCCUUGAUCAGGCUAGAGACCAGUAUAACUUGGCGCUUCGAAAUAGCAACAACAAGCAGCAGCAGAAGAAAAUGGCAUUGCUGCAACGGAACUUGGAACAGCUAACUAGAGUUCAAAGACAGCUUAUUGAACAGAACGCCCAGCUAAAGAAGGAGGUAGUAAUCGAUGAGAAGCUGUUGGUUGUACGAAAUGAGCGGAUUGAAGCUUUGGAAGAGUCACUUCGCAAGUCGGAACAGAUGGCGAGUGAAGAUCGGGAAUUAUUCGCAAAGAAUCUUGCUUUGUUACGAGAGCACUUAUCAGAUUUUAGGCCGAAACAAGAGGAGCUGUCGCAUGUUGUCAAUAUAGUAAAGCCACUUCGAGGAGGAGGGGGACGAGGGGUAGCUACUGGCAUAAAUGAUGGAAAUGAAACACCUCCUAAAGAGGGCAUUUGGACGCGGUUAAACCAUUAUGUAAAUUCGUAA